UGGGGGGGCCCCGGGUGGGGGAGGGGCUCGGCGCGGUCGGUACCACCGGGCACAUCAUGGCCCCGGUGGCCCCCCCCGUGGUUGUGGCUUCGCUGCUGCUGCUGCUGCUGCUGUGCUCCACCUCCUCCGCCGCCCCUCCCCCAACCCCCACCCCUCCCCCCUCCUCCCCCCUCCUGCCCCUCCCCCCUCUGCGCCAGUACUUGGGUCAAUGACCGGGAACCUUCUGGAACACCUGGACCUGCCCCGGACCCACAGGAAGCUCCGGGACGUCUACGAGAAGGGCACGGCCGCCAUGAUGACGUACACGGGGAUCCUCACGGACCAGCUCUACCACUGGUGGCGGGGGAGCAGUGACCCACACCCGGGGGGCGGGGCUGAGCCCCGCACUUGGGGGCAGCGGCCAAUAAAUGGGUCGAACCCGAUUGGGCCCGUCCAAGCCCCGCCCACGGGGGGCGGGGUUUAUUGAGGGGGGAGGGGCGGGGCUGGGGGGGCCCCUCC
This is a messenger RNA of Strigops habroptila (Kakapo), 498 nucleotides long. RefSeq names its product apolipoprotein C2 (gene APOC2). NCBI's taxonomy places the organism in Eukaryota, Metazoa, Chordata, Aves, Psittaciformes, Psittacidae. The transcript has 4 exons. Gene Ontology annotation, cellular component: chylomicron. The record is from RefSeq and is a predicted model, not a curated record. Gene Ontology annotation, molecular function: enzyme activator activity. Gene Ontology annotation, biological process: lipid transport; lipid metabolic process. The coding region runs from base 209 to 466 and encodes 85 amino acids.